Molecule: messenger RNA, 2591 nt
Organism: Orbicella faveolata
Lineage: Eukaryota; Metazoa; Cnidaria; Anthozoa; Scleractinia; Merulinidae
Product: WD repeat-containing protein 55-like
Molecular function (GO): protein binding
Source: RefSeq, a predicted model, not a curated record
UAAAUGCCGCACAACACAAAAGCACGGAAAUUCAAUUGCGUUCCAUUAAAAAAAGAACCUUGUCGAGCUACAACUUUUAAAACGUCUAGCUCUUUUUAGAGGGCUUUGCCCAGAUUGAAAAUGAAAACGCGUCAGUCUUGAAAACGCGCGAGUCUGCGCGCGAGGUUCACGCGAAUCUUUGUCCCCAAGUCCCUCCCCGUCAGAUAUUGGACAUAAAAGAAUAGAACAAGAUGGCGGAUCAAUCGAAGGGGACAAGUGAUGGCGUGCCAGGAGAUAUCAGUUUUAACAACCAGGUGUUUGACUUGAGCUUUCAUCCAAACAGAGAUGUUAUUGCUGCUGGAGAAAUCGACGGAAGAGUGACUGUGCACUCAUACUCUGUUGCUGAAGGGAAUCACCUGCUUCUAGACCUUCACCAUCACAAGAAAGCUUGCAGAGCAUUGUCCUUCUCAUCAGAUGGCUUGUACCUUUUUACAGCAUCUAAAGACAAGUCAGUGCAGGCUGUUGAUAUGAAUUCAGGAGCAGUUGCCCAUGUAAUUAAUAGAGCACACAGUUCCCCUGUUUACUGCAUCAAGGUUAUAACUGACAGCCUUAUAGUGACAGGUGAUGACAAUGGCUGUGUCAAGUUCUGGGACACAAGGCAAGCAGCGUGUGUAUUGACAGUAGCAGAUAAUGAAGACUUUAUCUCUGACAUGGCCUGUGAUGCAGAAAAACGGACGCUUCUAGCGACUAGUGGUGAUGGUACUUUGUCAAUAUUUAACAUUCGGCGUCAAAAGAUUGAACAACGGUCAGACAACAUGGAAAGUGAGCUUCUCUCAGUUGCAGUGGUAAAGGGUGGACGUAAAGUGGUGUGUGGAACUGGUGACGGCAUUUUAAACCUGUUCUCUUGGGGGGAGUGGGGAGACAUCAGUGAUCGUUUUCCAGGCCAUCCACUGUCCAUUGACUCUUGUGUGGCUGUCAGUGAGAACGUUGUCUGUACAGGCUCAAUGGACGGAAUUAUCAGAGCUGUUCAUAUUCUACCAAACCGUUUUGUUGGUACCGUUGGAGAACACGACGAUUUUCCAGUAGAGAGAAUGCGCCUCUCACGUGAUGGAGACAUCCUGGCGAGUUGUUCACAUGAUCAGAGCAUCAAGUUUUGGGACGUGAGUCAUCUUAAGACACUCCAUGUGGAUCCUGGAAGUAAAAAGAGGGACAAUGCCGUGGACAACACGGCAAAUGACUUCUUUGCUGAUCUUUAGUUUCUUCAACUUUCCGCAGUCAUCUCUUGAUUGGAAGCGGCAUGAAGAGGAGGAGGAGGAGCCAGGAGGAAACAGGAAGGGAGAAGACAUGAACCUCAUUGGAGGCGAUUUCAAACGCCUCCUAUUUGACUGAAAACCCUAAUUAUCGAAUGAAGCAACUGUGGAAUUUUACAUCGUAUGGCAAACGUGGAACAUUUAAGAAACCUUUAAUUGAACAGUGCUUCGCAAGAAAAUGUGGAAUUUGCUAAAAAGUGGCGGCGUGGCUUGAUUGAAAACCUUAAUUAUCGAGUGAAGCAGAUGUGGAAUGUUACAUCGUAUGGCAAACGUGGAACAUUUAGGAAACCUUUAUUAAUAAUUGAACAGUGCUUCGCCUGAAAAUGUGGAAUUUGCUAAAAAGUGGCAGCGUGGCUUGCAAGGGCAUGGAAAGGGGGCGAAGUACCAGCAUAUGGUUUGGAAAGAACUAGAAUGUGCCAUGGAUUCUGGGACCGUUGCUAUAGUAUCAGCUGAUUUAUGUGCACCUUAUCACACCAUCUCAAUGACAAAGAAUCAUCUCAUUUUCAAACCCAAUGCAAAAGGGAAAUGCCUUAACAUUGGGUACAUUGACUUAUUUUUUCGGUGGACGCCCAGUGAAGACGAAGAUGGGAAAGGGAAGGCUACAAAUAAGUUCUGCAAGCGAAAAGUCAAUGCAGAAACGUGGUAACAUACAAUUGACCUUACAGGGACGGGUGCAAUGAUUUUAAAUACGAUCUAACCUUUGGAAGUGAGGUGAGCUGAGGACUCGAUCCGCGGAUGUAUACACGAGAACCAAGCAAAGCGAUUUGGAAGGCGCGAUGUCGCACAAUCCGAUCUGUGCCUUUUUUCUCAUAUCAAAUAUUCUUGACAUGUAUAUAUGAUGUUAUACCAUGUCAUAGAAAUUAGAGCCAAUCAGAAUACAGGAAAUCCAUUGUGUGUUCGACGGUGUUUCAUCCAACAUUCCCAUCAUGCACCGCGCGUAUGUCGCAUAGAUUGUGUUCCCCUCUGUAUUUUCUAUGGCGUGGUAUAAGACAGUUAUGCAAUGCUCUCUCGUGCAAUACCAUGGAAUAUUUCCCACCUGUCACUUGUAUUUUCUUGGUAUACACAGGAGCCUUUUACACACGUAGAAACUACAAGUGACUCGUGGGAUAUUCCGUGAAAUACCACUCGAAAGCGUUCCAUAACUACAGGUAUAGUAUGUAUAGACAAGAUGCUGGAACUUGGAGCCCUAAUUAAAGCUCCAAUAAGCCAUUUGUUGUUUCACGUCGUUGCUAGGUGAUUUGUUUAUUAUUUCUACUUAACCAGUUACCUAAAUACAGCUUAUUAAAUACUAUUACUUUUUCA